Tribolium castaneum (red flour beetle) is the source of this 1464-nucleotide messenger RNA. RefSeq lists its product as uncharacterized. The transcript is spliced from 8 exons. Bases 659 to 1138 code for a protein of 159 amino acids. The record is from RefSeq and is a predicted model, not a curated record. NCBI's taxonomy places the organism in Eukaryota, Metazoa, Arthropoda, Insecta, Coleoptera, Tenebrionidae.
UUUCUACGCAGAAUCGGCCCCAUUCCAGCAAUCAAUGCUCCAGAAUCAUAAAAUGUUUGAAAGUGAAACAAACAACAAGAAAAAAAUUCGUUGUCACUUUAUUGUUAAUUUUCGCCUCAACCUGGCUCCAACACACAUUUUUACACUUUUUUCUUUAGUUAUUUACACACCUGUCUCGACUUUGGUCCACCACAGGACGAGACGAGUUUGUCGAAUUUUAAACAAAUUCGAAAAUUACAACAAUACAAAUUAUACAGUUUAUACGACUGUUAAUUGUUAUCACUCGUGUUGUGAUGAGGGGUGUUGUAUUUGGUCAACUGGCUCACUUGUUCUAAUUUUAAUCGUUGUGGUUAUUUGUUCGUGCAAGUGCAUGAAGAUGUACUGGAGGGCGAAUUGUACGAAAGAGGACAGUGGUACCAACUCACAGGAAAAUAUCCUAAUGGGUUCGCAAAAUAUUUCACGCGAUUAUGGUACUAGUAGUGACAUUUCGCCCCCUCCACCAUAUCACGUGGCCUCCACUUACCCCCCACCCUGCGAUAAAAUCCCCACCUACGAAGAGGCAUGCAACCAACAAUGCGAGCAUUAAUAAACUAAACUGUACAAUUUUUUUUAUUUUUUUUUUCUUCUUCAAUAAAGUGUUCAAUACGCAGAAUCCAAAAUGUUUUUGUACACAAGUGCGUUGUUUCUCCUCUCAUGGAUUAAAAAAAUCGAGGGGCGCACUCGAAAUAAGCCAAAAAUUUGUAAAUUUCGCUCAGUUGAUGGGCCCCCUUAUAACUACACGUGGAAAACGGAGCUGUGCCCCAACGCCUGGUGCUGCUCCCAUGGGUGCUGCCCCUGGUACUUCAACCUCACUAUUUGCGUUUUUAUCGUCGUUAUUAUUUUCUCGAUAAUUAAAAUCGUGGAGGUUUGGUGCAAAAAACCAGAAAAUUCGGAGGAAAACACCGAGAUUCACUUAAAUUCGGCUUUUUUGGGGGAUAAUUACGGGACGGCCCCUCUGACCCCCCUACCCCCUUGGACGUACCCCAAUUAUGGUUUUUCGAGUGAAAGUUUGGGGCGCCUGGCGCCCCCCACAGACCCCGCCCCCAGUUAUGACGAGGUGAUGGGGCGUAAAGUAGACAACCAGUUACACACCAAAUAAAAUCGAUACUUUCGGACGCCAUGACGGCGCCAUAAGGGUCGUAAACCCCGAUCUUUGCAAUAAAAUUUAUUACGUCUCUUGUUAUGUAAUACAAUUAAAAUGCAAUAAAAUUAACAAUUUUUUCUUAAUUCAAUUAAUAAUAAAUACAAAUUGUUAAUCCCAACUGGCGUUUUUUUUUGUCAAAUUGACGCAAAACAAUAAAAAAUCUAUAAAAAUUUUAUGGGUCCAGUAGGCCUGGAAAAUACAAAAUUCGGCCUCAGAUGUGGUUCAGACUUUCGCAGUUACGUUGGUAACAUUGUGUUAAAAAAAUGUAGAUUUUGGGUGAU